Messenger RNA from Cyclocybe aegerita, 1302 nucleotides. Lineage: Eukaryota; Fungi; Basidiomycota; Agaricomycetes; Agaricales; Hemipholiotaceae. The record is from the annotation of a GenBank genome assembly.
AUGACCGACUCAUCGCCUCGUUCGUCCGUAGACUUGGUGGAGGUCGCUGCUAGCAGCGACAGCAAAAUCGCUGGUGUCAGCCUCUACAAUGGGCUUGCAGAAGUUACCCGCUUGUCUAGGGUCAGUUUGAAGGCAGGAGAUAACAAAAUCGUCAUUUCGGGCCUUUCCAACUCAUUGAUACGAGAGUCGCUGAGAGUCGAAGGUCGUGGGCCAUGCACGAUUCACGAAGUCUCCAUCUCCGAAUUCCCUGUCAGCCUGCCCACAGUCACCUCUCCAAAGCUGACAGACCUCCUCAAUGAGAAGACACGUGUAGAGAAGGUGCUGAAGCGGUGCCAACAGGCCAUUUCAGCCAUUGACGGAUACUAUGACAGCCUCGACGCCAAGCACUUUGAGGCUAGCAGGAUUACCGAGUUUCAAAGAGGCGUCAGCGGCGUCUCGGAAGAACUGGACAACAAGCUUCUGUAUUUGGAGGACGAGCUGGAGGUGUUGACGAAGAGCAUCGACGACGAGCGGGCGGCGCUCGGGGAGGUCAAGGCGGAGAACCGACUGAGACAACGCGUGUCCAUUACCGUCCACGCGGAGAGGGAUUGCGAGGUGGAAUUCGUUAUCGUCUAUGGGGUUUCAAAUGCGACAUGGGAUGCGACAUAUGAUAUCUACGUGAAGAUGAACGCGAAGGAGAAACCCGUUAGGCUAAUCUAUAAAGGUGCUAUCACGCAAAACACAGGAGAAGACUGGCAAGACGUAGCUCUGACGCUCGAGACCGUCACGCCAUCGUUUGGAGUCAGUAUCCCAGAACUCCAACCGUGGACACUCUCAAUCUACCGUCCGCCUCUCCCGAGGACCAAGUCGAGGAGAAAAUCGAGGGGUGGAGGUUUCGAUCUCCAAAAGAGAAAAAGGGAUACGUCAGAUUCCUUCACAGUAGGCGAAGAAGACGGUCUGGGGAUUCCCUUCAGUGGUUCUUCUGCGGCCAUACCGAAGCGAAUCCUUCUCGUGUCGUCGAAGGGGGAUAUCAACGCCACAUUCUCCGUUCCGGGGCUCAUGUCGAUCCCAAGUGAUGGCGCUGCCCACAACGUGACGAUUAGCGAGUUGAGUUUGGAAGCUGAGAUGUCUUGGGUAUCGGUGCCUAAGGUGUCAGCGAAGGCGCACUUGACGGCUAAAAUCAAGAACGACUCCGAAUACACGUUCCUGAGAGGUGUCGCCAGCAUCUACGUCGAUGGCAGCUUCACCUCUCGUUCGGACAUGCCUGCCGUAAGCCCACAGGAGAGCUUCGACUGCCCUCUAGUUCUUAAACGUGAAUUGUGA